Molecule: messenger RNA, 5436 nt
Organism: Stylonychia lemnae
Lineage: Eukaryota; Ciliophora; Spirotrichea; Sporadotrichida; Oxytrichidae
Source: the annotation of a GenBank genome assembly
AUGAAAUCUUCACAGAAAGAGCAUAUAUUAAGAGAAUAAUCAAGCAGUUCAUUUGUUCUGCCUUCAGAUCUAGAUAAUGACAAUAUAUCUGAUAAGGAGGUCGAUAGCUUUAGAUAAAAUCGAAAAACUUCUAGUGGAAAUCAAAAUUAAAAAGAAAACAGUAAAUCACAUUUGGAUUUGAGUUUCCCAGAGGGGACCUAAGAUGCAAGAUAGGCUAACUCCAUAAAUAAUCAUAAAUUUGCUUAUAAGCUUCAAACUUACCCCUAUCCAAAUAUUUCUGAUGCCAUGCUUUCACCGAUUCUAAGUCAAGAUUAAGACUAAGAUAGGAAUGCUCCUGAGACCUAGAGUAAUAAGGCAGGCCCAGUCCCUAGUAUUUUAACAAUUCGGAAAAAUGAAGAGAAAUCUCAAUCUAAAUAAAAUAAUUAGCCCUAAUACAGAAAGAGCGAGACAGAUAAAACAGCUCCAUAGAGCAUUAAUAAAGGACAGGCCUCUCCUGAUCGAAAUCCUUAAUCAUAGUUUAGCAUCAACAAUGCAAGCAUAGUUCAUCCAAUAUCAGAUUUGAACGGAUUGAGCUACAAUGGUAAAAGCCAUGAAGCAGCACAGAAAUUAACUCCUCCAGAAAAGGAUAGAAAUGCAGUAGAUUCAGCUCAUUACAUAUCUACAAAUACUAAUGGCAAAAGCAUGCAGUAACCUUAAAAUGGUAAAUAAUAGAAUCCAAAGAUAGAUCAUCUUGCUCAAAAUUAGCCAUAAAACAAGACCAACAAUCAGAGUCAUAAAAGAGGACCUUCCUAGGUUUCAAAUUAAGGACCCGAGUUGACAUUAGAUGAAGACAGUUAUGAGGUGGAUCGAUAUAGAAGGGAAAAAUCUCUACGAAAGGAUGAAGAAGGUCUCUUUAAUGAUGAUUCAAUGGUUUCUGCUAUACAGCGAUCUGAUUAAAACCCUCAGUUUGUUGAAGAUAACGAUGUUGAUGUUGAUGAAAGCUCUGCUCGUAGACUAAUUAAACAGGGGUCAAAUUAAAAUCUGAUUAGAAAUAAAAAUAACAAAUAAAAAUAGCCAGAAACCAUGUCUUAGUUACAAUUAGAUGAGAGAACAGCUCAAAAUACAAAGUAAAAUUCUACAGUUAUAACUGCAAACAAUCGAAAUGAAUUAAUUAACUUCAUUGACUAAAGUAAAGAAUAGUCAUAAGAAAGAGAAAAGAUGUUUCCAAUACUUAGAGGUAAAUAGACACCAACUGAUCCACCUAAAUCCCAAUUUUAAGAAUAUAAUAAAAGCCUAAGAACUAAUAAAGUUACACCAAUUUAAACUAACAGUAUCAUCACUGAACUAAAAAACAAGAAAAAAUCAUUAGAAGAUCUUAAAAGCGGGGAGGAUGACUACUUCUAAUUCAGCACGAUAGGGAAGAUUCAUUAGCAGCAGAGAAGACCUUCGAGGAAUGUAAGAGCAGGGCUUUUAAAUAAAUCAUCUACAGAAAAACAUUCUAGUAAGUUGAAUUAAAUGACUGUACUCACCCUAGGAAGUAAUAAAAAUAACAAAGAAAAUACAGAAAUGGAUGACUUAGCUGAUGAAAGUGAGGUGGAACGAUCUUGUCUUUUGGAUGAUUCAGUUCUAAAAAAGCAACUCUAUAUGCCAAAUGUAGCAGGAAACAAAAUAUAGAUCUAGCAAGAAAUUGGUGUAGUUAUUUAAAAAGAGGAUGUCAGAUUUCAUGAUGAAAUGAUCGAAAAUGAUGAUUCGUUUUAUAGAAUAGUUGAUAAAGAUUCCAUUGAAGUGGUAGAGUCUUAUCAUGAUAGAUGUCCAUGUCUGAAUCUAAGAAAGGAUAUUAUGAAAUUAAGAGUAUACAUUAAUAGAUUCGCGUUGGCUAUAAUUACUAAUGGUAUUUUCGAAUCAGUUUCAAUCUUUGUUAUCGUUAUUAACUCUAUGUUUCUAGCUCUUGAUGAUCCAUUGGCUACUGACCCUCCUGUUUAUGCUGAGUUCAGUGAGUUAAUAUUUUAAGUACUUUAUACAGUGGAAAUGGUAUUGAAAAUUUUGGCUAUGGGUUUUAUAAUUGGUAAAGGUUCUUAUUUGAGAGAUUCUUGGAAUAUUUUGGACUUUAUUAUAGUAAUGAGUGGCUAUAUUGGAUACAUAUUUUAAGGAGGAGGUGCAAAUCUAUCAGUGCUUAGAUCAUUCAGAGUUAUCAGACCUCUUAGAACAAUUUCAAGUAUUUAGGGUUUACGUAUCAUCGUGCAAGCACUUAUUAGUUCUCUACCCUUGCUUAGAGAUACCAUACUUGUGCUCUUAUUCUUCUUUAUUAUCUUUGCAAUUGCUGGUGUCCAGUUAUUUACUGGUGAGCUAAAGAACAGAUGUUUCUGGAUUGAGACAGGAUUGAGGGUAAAACCUAAUGUAAUAUGUGCUGUUGAUACAGAUUGUAGGGCAAAUUAAUUUUGCGGUAAGAGCAAUGAAAAUCCGAAUGGUGGAGCAACAAGUUUCGAUAAUGUACUCUAUGCUAUGCUGUUGAUUUUCUAAACUGUCACCUUGGAAGGAUGGACAUCAAAUAUGAGGGAUCUUGAGCAAGCUGUGGCAACCUGGGUUAUCGCUUACUUUAUUCCUAUAGUCUUUAUUGGCGCCUUUUUCUUGCUAAAUUUAACAUUAGCCGUUAUUAAGAGUAAAUUCACUGAGGAAAUGAGAAAAAACAAGGAAAAUGGGCCAAAAAAGAAGAAAAAGAUCAUAAAAAAGAAAGGUGUUGAUGAUUCAGAUCAUGAUUAGAAUGAGUAAAAUGAUGAUGAUAGCAGAGAUGACGACUAGAAAUAAAAAGAGAGAAUCGAAGGUAUGACUAUUUAACAGAUAGAAGAAGAUAAGGGGAUUUCACCUGAGCAAAAAAGAGCAAUUAAAUAAAAAAGAAAGCUUGAGGAUCUAAUCAAGAAGAUGGAAGUCGCAUUAAAGCAAAAAGAAGUUAAAGAUAAAAUCACGCCUAGAGAUAAUGUUACAUUAGAAUCAAGCAGAUUAAAAAAUAAGAUAUCUAGUAGACUAGAUUCAGAAGGUAGUCCAAACUCGAAGAUUUUCAGCUUGCCAAAUUACGGAGAUCUAUUCAAUUCUAGACUUGUCUAGGGAGCGCAAGCAAGAUAGGUCUCAGACUUUACAGAGAAAUAUGAAAAUCUUAAUUAGUAAUGGGAAACUAAAAUAGGAAAAGUAGGUUAAGCAAGCUAGAAAUAACCUUCAUUCAAAAUAAAAGCUGAGGAAACUAUUAAAGAGGAUGAUGAUGAAUCUCAUGAUUUAUCAGUACUUCUUGAAGAAGAUGAUAGAAAGCAUAAGUAAUAAGCAGCAUUAACAGCUGAUGAGUUGGAUAAGAAGGAUUCUAAGCCUAGGUUUAAAAUCAACAAUAUGCAGGCUAUUAAUGGGAUUAAGAAAUCUGGCAAUCAAAAGAAUAAGUAUUAGACAGUCUCAACUUGGCUUGGAUAAGUAUUUGAAUUAGAAAAUUCGAGAGAUAACUCUGUUAAUCUUAGCAGCAAAGUUGUUAUGAGUGGAUUUGCUGGAAUAAAAAAUCGGAAACUAGGUCUUGCUGGAAACAUGCAGACACCUACAAAGGAAUAAGAAUAAACUGAAGUAGAUAAGAAAAAGGCUGCCUUUGAAAAGCUUCAACAAAACUUCGAUAUAUUUGAGUUUGUCGAUAGUGAAGAUGGGCUCGGGGAUGAUGAGCUUUCUAAUGAAGAUCAAAGUCCUAAAAAUGUAGAGGUUGAUAUGAUGAUUGGAGAUAUGGAAUUAAUAGAUGAUAGAACUAGAAUGAUGAAUUCUAAUGGCCAUAGCAUCGACAAAUAUGACAGAAAAUCCACUGUUGCUACUAAUGACGCAAAAUCCUUCACUAAAAGAAAUAAUUAAGAUAAAAAAGUUUUAAUUGAUGGUGAAUCAAAUUCGGAGCCAGCUGAAAUUAGACUUCCACCAAAGUUAUCAGCUCCUAAUAAAAAGCCACCAGCUGGAUUUAAAAGAAGAAAGACGCAAUUUAUGAAGCAUGGUGGACUUAAAGAAAUAUAAGAAGAGAUAAAGGAGGAAAUUUAAUUGCCUAAAAAGUCAUUCAAAGAAAAAGCUAUGUCAUUAUUCAAGAAAUCCUCACCUAAAAAGAAAAAAGAUGAGAAAGAAGCAUUGAUGAAAAAAGAGACUUAAAAAUCUGAUAGCAAUUAGUCACUUAACAUGACCAUUUCAUAGUUUAAAUAAAGUUUGAAAAAUAGCUUCUCUAAGAAACCAACUAGAUCUUAAAGCCAAUAUGAAUAAAGUCCAAAAGGAAGUAAAACUUUUAAUACUGAUGAGGGAGUUUUAUCUCCAAAAGCUACAGUAAGGGCAAAAUCAGAAUUCAAUAGGAGAAAGGAACUUCAUAAAGAGACCAUAGAAUUUAAUAAAAGAAUUGAGGUGAUGAGAGAAAAGAGAAAUUAAUUUUUUGCUGAGUCAGUCAGAACAAUUGGUAAAUCUAAGCUCUAAUUAAAGAAAGAAAAAAAUGAAAAGAUACUCUAAAAAAGAUUUAUCAGCUUAGGAGGUGGUUUUGAAAUGCCAAACUAAAAUAAAUCGAACUUUCAGAAGAGAAGAUUAAUGAGAAGUGGUACAAUGACAAAUGAAAUGUAGCAAAAAAUAAUUGAUAGCUAGCCUAAACUUGAAAACGUAGCAAAGAAACCAUCUUUUAUGGAUCAAGAAUUUAUGAAGGAGUUAAGGUAAAUGAAAGAUGAGGUAAAAUUAAUAGUAGAAGAAGAUGAGCCUAUUCCAGAUGUUGAGGAAGUACUAUAAAAGAAGAAAAAGAAAAUCUCUCUUAAACUGAAGAAUUAUAAAUUCAACUCGAUUAAUGAUGUUUUUGAAGUAAGAGAUGAUAAUGAUUUUGAAGAUGAAAAAACUAAUUUGGAAAAAAUAAAAAAAAAGAAUUUACAAGAAACUGUUGCCAAGGCAAAAGAAAAAUAAACAACAAUUGUUUAAGGUUUUUAAAAGAAGCUACUGUUAUAGCCAAAGAGGUAUCAUGAAGACCUUGAAGAAAUCAAAGACUCAGAUGAUAACUAGGAUGAAGCAUUAAAAAAGUUAGAAGAUCUUUAUAAUAAGACUCACAAAUCUGAUAUUUAUGUUACUGGCACUUUAUCUAUAGUAUUUGAUAAGCCUAAACAUGAAAAUAAAAUGAUGAAUAUAAACUACUAUUACAACAUUCAUCCGGAUUAAUUUAAAACUAAUCAUCAUCCACAACAUCAAAUUGAUUAUAACGCAAGUAAUAUGAUGAAUCAAAGUUAGUUUAACAAUACAAUUAACAACAACAAUAUAUUUAUCAGUGCUUUUGGGGAACCUGAGAGGUUAGAAAGCAAAGAGUCAAUUUAUGAUUAAAAUAUGUCAAUGGGCUCCCUUGGAGGAGGUAGUGUCAUCAGAUCCCAAGAGCACUCAGUUAGAAAAGAAAAUAUAAAGAAUGUUUAAAUGCAAAGGCCAGGAUCUAAUAUGUCAUGA